UGUGGGAAGCACCGGUGACAGAAGGAAGAAACGUGCGCGCCCCGCGUUUAUUUCAUUUGUCUAUUUGAAAUGGAACCUAAAACGGACGUCCACAAACGUUACAUUUGCUCUUUUCCAGAAUGUUCGGCCGCAUAUAACAAGCAGUGGAAGCUAGACGCGCACUUAUGUAAACACACCGGCGUCAAACCGUUUCUCUGCGAGCGGAGCGGCUGCGGUAAGAGCUUCUGCGAUCGCUAUCACCUAGCUCGGCAUGAGCUCACCCACACCGGAGAGAAGCUGUUUAGCUGCACCGCUGAAGACUGUACGGAGGCCUUUACGACCAAGUCGAAUCUCAAUAGACACAUCAGCCGCACGCACAGCAUGGAGCGCAAGAAGUAUGUCUGCUCAUUUGAAGGCUGCGGCCUGGAGUUCAAGAAAAACAACCAGCUGAAGCUUCACUUGUGCGAGCAGCAUUCUCAGCUUCCCCUUUAUCCAUGCACUUAUGAAGGCUGUCAGAUGCGAUUUGCCGUCCCUAGUAAGCUGAAGCGCCACGAGAAGGUGCACAAAGGCUAUCCCUGUACAGAGAAGGAGUGCACCUUCACAGGAAAGACCUGGACAGAGCUGCUGAAGCACAGGAAGGAGUCCCACCAGCCUGUUGUGAAGUGUGAACACUGCUCCAAGGUGUUCCGGGACUCCUGGUUCCUGCAGAAACAUCUACCCGUCCACAAUGAAACCAGGACCGUCUUCAAGUGCCCCAGAGACGACUGCGACAGAUCAUACACCACAAUCUUCAACCUUCAGAGCCACAUCAGAUCCUUCCAUGAGGGGGCGCGCCCCUUCACCUGCUCCCACAGUGGCUGUGGAAGAACCUUCGCCAUGAGACAGAGUCUGCUGCGCCACAGCAUUGUGCAUGACCCAGAGAAGAAGAAACAGCAGAGGAAGCCUCGGCCUAAAAGAUCUCUGGCUUCCAGGCUGAGUGGCUUCCGCGAAACAAAGGGGCCAGUCCAGCCGAAGCAGCCCAAACUGCAGGGAGACUCCUUGAAAAAGAGCGACCAGGCGGGUCCCGUUGAGCUGGUUUCCCUCCUGCAGGGUGCAGCUCUGGUGUGCAGUUCUGCUGUGGAUGUGCAGGAUCUCGCUAACCCACUGACUGCUCCUGUGACGGUGUUGUGAAGAAGAUCAACGACAUGGCGUCCAUCAGAAGUGUCUUUGCUUCAUUCAGUGUAAACAUUUCACCUCCUGGAUUUGUGUUUCUGCAGCUUAAGGAUGUAUAUGUGUGUUAAUGGAAGCUGUGAACUACGAAGAAUGAACCUAUUCUGUCCUUCUGUCAUUAAAUUAAAUUCCAAAAAUC
Molecule: messenger RNA, 1327 nt
Organism: Oryzias melastigma (Indian medaka)
Lineage: Eukaryota; Metazoa; Chordata; Actinopteri; Beloniformes; Adrianichthyidae
Product: transcription factor IIIA
Exons: 1
Coding region: 70-1149 (359 amino acids)
Cellular component (GO): nucleus
Source: RefSeq, a predicted model, not a curated record